Diatraea saccharalis (sugarcane borer) is the source of this 2897-nucleotide messenger RNA. The record is from the annotation of a GenBank genome assembly. Lineage: Eukaryota; Metazoa; Arthropoda; Insecta; Lepidoptera; Crambidae.
GCCAUUAUGUCACUGCUCCUGUCAAUUUGAUUUUUGUUUUUGCGAAAUAAAAUAACUUUUUAUUUUAUUAAUGUGAACAAAAAGCAGUUUGUUUGAAUAAUAUAAGAUAUAAGAAAUGUCUUCCUUACAACCCAUUCACGCUCUCAGUCUAGAUUCAGUACAGCAGCAAACAUUUAUAAAAUACUUCAAUUCACUGCCUGAUAAACCACCGACCACCGUCCGAAUCUUCGAUCGUAAUGACUACUACAGUGUGCAUGGCGUCGACGCUCACACCGCUGCUAGAGAAGUUUUCUCAUCAAUUUCAAACAUCAAAAGGAUGGGCAUAGAAUCCAACAAGCUGGAUUACCUAGUGCUUUCCAAAGGAAACUUCGAGAUUCUCAUUAAAAAAUUACUCUUGGUGAGGCGUUACCGAGUAGAAAUAUACGUUGCCGAGGGAUCAGUGAAAAACAGCGAGUGGUCACUCAAAUACAAAGGUUCCCCGGGAUGUCUGUCGCAGCUGGAGGAUGUGCUAGGCGAAGGGUUGGGCUCAUCUGAUGAGAGCUCGCCUUGUCUGAUGGCGGUAAACAUUAAGACUGAUGCGGUUAGCAAAGGUCGCUUGCUAGGUGUAGCUUGUAUCGUCCCUGGUGAUUAUCAGAUUUCAGUAGUGGAAUUCACCGAUGACGAUCUAUUGACCGAACUGGAAACGAUUACAGUACAAAUGGCGCCCUCCGAAUGUCUCGUGCCACAAACUGAAAAUGAAGAUUACAAAGCUUUAAAACAAGUAAUGGCGAGAGCCGGUGUGACUGUAACAAAAUUGAAGAAAGCUGAUUUUUCCACGGAAGGUUUGCAUCAAGACUUAAACAGACUGUUAAAGUUCAAGGAAAACCAACAGCAAGACGCGAACGCUUUCCCUGAGACUAGAAAGGAACACGCCAUGACGAGUUUAGCUGCUGCAGUGAAAUAUACUUCUUUGUUGAAUGACAAUACCAAUUUCGGAAGGUUUCGUAUUUCGACGAUCCAGGCGGAUUGCUUUCUCCAUUUAGACGCGGCUGCUUUAUCAGCAUUAAAUGUUUUCCCCGAGUUGGGAGAUUCUUCACAUGCGCCUUCUAGGAGUUUACUCGGAUUGCUCGAUAGAUGUCGCACACAGCAAGGAAAACGUCUCCUUGCCCAGUGGUUACGUCAGCCGCUUAGAGAUAUAAAUCUAAUCAACGAGCGCCUCGACAUUGUAGAACUGUUGGUCAACAGUUCUCAGUUAAGAUUACAACUGCACGACGACCAUUUACGUAGGAUACCUGAUCUGCAAGCACUGGCGAGAAGACUUACUAGAAAGAAGGCUAAUCUACAUGACUGCUAUAGGAUUUAUCAAGCUAUUAAAAGGCUACCCGCCUUACUACAAUGUUUGGCGGAAGGAAACAACGCAACGGUGCAUUCUUCUCUAUCUGAACCGAUAUCUGAAUUGAAUGACGAUCUAGAUAAGUUCCAGCAAAUGAUAGAAACUACUAUGGAUAUGGAUGCUGUUGACAGAGGCGAUUAUCUUGUAAAGCCUUCUUUCGACGAUUUACUGCAAAACUUGAGUGUCCAAUUGGAACAAUUCCAAUUAUCAGCUGAAAGGGAAUUGAGCAAAGCUGCUAAAGACUUAGGAAUGGACGCGGGGAAGACUAUCAAAUUGGAAUAUAACGCACAAGCUGGUUUCCAUUUCAGGGUUACUUUAAAAGAAGAAAAGGCACUUCGAGGCAAUAAAAAGUACACGAUAAUAGACGCUGUUAAAGGCGGCGUAAGGUUCAAAACUAAUAAAUUGGAAGAAAUCACAGAGGAGUAUACUCACACAAAAUCAUCAUACGAGAAAGAGCAAGACAAGGUCGUCACUGAAAUCGUCGGAAUCGCUGCUGGUUACUCCGAGUGCUUAUUUUGCUUAUCCCAUAUCCUAUCCCGGUUAGAUGUCCUAGUGGCAUUCUCAGUGGCGGCUUCCACUGCACCUUAUCCUUACUGUAGACCGGUGUUUACUGAAAGCUUGAAUGAAUUGGUGCUGAAGGAUGUGAGGCAUCCGUGUCUUGAAGUACAGGAGGGAGUCUCUUACAUACCUAAUGAUGUAGUCUUCAAAAGAGAUAGUUGUGUAAUGCACAUAGUGACAGGUGCUAAUAUGGGCGGUAAAUCGACAUGGAUGCGAUCAUGCGGCGUCGCUGUACUGAUGGCUCACGCUGGUUGUUUCGUGCCGGCGACAUCGGCGGUAAUACCGAGAUUGAGAGCUUUAGCUGCUAGAGUGGGAGCCGCUGAUAGGGAGGAUAAAGGACAGAGCACAUUCAUGUUGGAAAUGAUCGAAUCCGCCGCUAUACUCAGGACAGCUACACCGGAUUCUUUAGUGCUCGUCGAUGAGUUGGGGCGGGGUACUUCCACAUACGAAGGAUGUGGCAUCGCCUGGGCUAUAGCUGAAGAGUUGGCGACGAAAUCUAAAUGCUUCUGCCUAUUCGCGACUCACUAUCAUGAGUUGACUCGCUUAGCUAGUAAACAUCCGGGUGUUAUAGUCAAUUCCCAUGCAGAAGCGUCGGUUGUAGAUCAACAAUUAUUAUUAUUACACAAAAUAUCACCGGGACCGGCGACACACUCCUUAGGUUUGCACGUUGCAAAACUAGCUGAUUUACCCGAAUCUAUUAUUGAGUAUGCUGAAGCAAAACAAGCUCAACUAGAAAUGAAUCUCUUUGAAGUGGAAGCUGCAGUUAAAUCUCAAGAAGUUGAAGAUGGGCAAAAACUAAUACAGGAUUUCUUGAAGAAAUGUAAACGAAUUCAAGAGUCAACCGUGUCUGACGACGCUAUGAUGAGCGAAAUAGGGAAAUUGAAACAGAAUCUAUUGCAGCAUAAUAAUAAAUACGUACAAACCUUAAUGGCUCAAUAGAUAACUAAUUUAUCAUUGAAAUAAAUGG